GCGGCGGCGCGGGCCCUGAGGCGGGCGGGCGCGCGCGGGGCAGCAUGGAGGCGCGGCUGCCCUACGACGACUACCCGGUGGUGUUCCUGCCGCCCUACGAGAGCCCGCCCGCCUGGGUGCCGCCGCACGAGCGGGUUUAUCACCCCGACUACAACAACGAGCUGACGCAGUUCUUGCCCCGCACCAUCGUCCUCAAGAAGCCCCCCGGGGCGCAGCUCGGUUUCAACAUCCGUGGAGGGAAGGCCUCGCAGCUGGGGAUCUUCAUCUCCAAGGUGAUCCCCGACUCGGAUGCGCACAGAGCUGGGCUGCAGGAAGGGGACCAGGUGCUCUCAGUGAAUGAUGUGGAUUUCCAGGACAUUGAGCACAGCAAGGCUGUGGAGAUCCUGAAGACAGCCCGUGAAAUCACCAUGCGUGUACGUUACUUUCCCUACAAUUAUCAGAGACAGAAGGAAAGAACUGUUCACUAAUAAACAGCUGUCUGCUGGGGCAUCUCUAGAGUGCCUGUCCUGCAGAACAGUCUCUACUACCUUUCCUCAACAUCCAAAAUGAUACAUCAACCUUCAGCUGUCACUGGAGGUACAACUGUCCUGUUGGCUGCAUGGGCAUCAGCUGUGCUUCCUGCUUGGAGGGACACUACAGAGUCUUAAUCAUCUAGAAGAUGGAUGGAGCUUUAAUCUGCACUCCUUGAAUUAGGUCUUGAGACAAGCUCAUGGUGCUGAUGUGGAAAUGGAUACUGGAGGGCAGCAUCUUCAGUGAGACCUGCGUUUCUAUUCUAGUAGGACUUAUUUUUCAGAGAGUGCUCUGCUGGUUCUGGAUUCAACCCUUGUUUCUAAGGUGUAAGGCCAAGAAUGUCCAAGUGUACUCAAGCAGAGCAUGCCCAUAAUCUCCAAGGGAUCAGCCACUUCAUUCCCUUUCUGGUGACACAGAAUCCUUUCCUUCUGCGCUGUUCUACCUCUGCUCUAGACUACUGGGUUUGCUUGGGAUUCAAGGAAGAGGAGUAAAAUCCAGUCAAAGCCCAUCUCUAGCUCUUCUGCACUGCUCUGCCAAGGCAUUGUGUUUGUACCUCUUUGUUGUCUAGCUGCCCCUACAUUACUGGGCCAAGAUACUUGGAGCAUGUUUCUAAACUGCUGUGGACACUUGAUGAGGUUCCUUUUCAUGCACUGCUUGCGCUUUUAAAGGUUUCACCUGCUGGAGCUGCUUUCUUCACUUGGUGCAGCCCUGUCUGUCCCUUCCACAAUCAGAACUCCCUGCUACUUUGAGGGAAAUCCCUGUUUCUUAUGCAUCUUAUCUCCUGCUGGGGGCAAUUCACCCACCUGCUGUUAAAUAGGUCAGAUGGUGACUGUUCUGCACAGAAAAGAGAAGGCUGCUGUGCCAUGUGCUGGGAGGGCACAGAUGGAAGAACAUACUGGUUAUCAGCAAAGCUGGGUCUAAGCACAUGGGGGUACACAAUAUAAAUCAUGAGCAGAACAGCCCUUGGUCUGGCCUUCUAUGCAGUGUUUUCCAUUUGCCUGUAAUAACUGACAUAAUAAAACUAGUACAGCAACCAGA
This is a messenger RNA of Rhea pennata, 1548 nucleotides long. It is a transcript of the gene PDZD11, whose product is annotated as PDZ domain containing 11. Gene Ontology annotation, molecular function: protein binding. Gene Ontology annotation, cellular component: basolateral plasma membrane; cell-cell junction; synapse. The transcript is spliced from 6 exons. Gene Ontology annotation, biological process: neurotransmitter secretion; protein localization to basolateral plasma membrane; maintenance of epithelial cell apical/basal polarity. The coding region runs from base 45 to 467 and encodes 140 amino acids. The record is from RefSeq and is a predicted model, not a curated record. Lineage: Eukaryota; Metazoa; Chordata; Aves; Rheiformes; Rheidae.